Erigeron canadensis is the source of this 1207-nucleotide messenger RNA. RefSeq names its product tyrosine-protein phosphatase DSP3-like. Lineage: Eukaryota; Viridiplantae; Streptophyta; Magnoliopsida; Asterales; Asteraceae. Gene Ontology annotation, molecular function: phosphatase activity. The record is from RefSeq and is a predicted model, not a curated record. Gene Ontology annotation, biological process: protein dephosphorylation. The coding region runs from base 165 to 821 and encodes 218 amino acids. The transcript is spliced from 5 exons. Gene Ontology annotation, cellular component: cytoplasm.
UCGAGAAACCAACGUUCACAUAACAACUGACGUCACCUCGUCUCCUUUUUCCUUCCCUUUUCCUACCCUUUACACAUGUAUACGAAUACAAAUUCUUACAAAUCAUGAUGCAUUCCCAAUUUCAAUUUCAAUUAUAGCAGCAGCACGGCCUAAACAAUUUUCUAAUGAUCUUUCUGAUCGUCAUGAACCACCAAUCAGAAGAAAAUCCCAAACAACUACUUCACGGCGACGGCGGUGAUAAUGACGGUGCCGGCGGAAUGGCCAACCAUCCUCCGAUCAACUUCGCCACCGUCGAAGAUCGAAUUUAUAGAUCCGGAUUUCCUAAACCUGCCGACUUCCCUUUUCUCCAAACCCUAAACCUCAAAUCUGUCAUAUGUUUGUGUACUGAAUCAUAUCCAAAAGAGAAUUUGGAUUUUUUGAAUUCUAAUAAUAUUCGCCUCUUUCAAUUUGGUAUCGAUGGCACUAAGGAUGCACCCAUUCCCAAGAGUAUUAUUACUGAAGCUUUGAAGGUCUUAAUUGAUGUCAGAAAUCAUCCUGUUUUGAUACACUGCAAACGUGGAAAACAUCGAACUGGGUGUUUUGUUGGCUGCUUGAGGAAGCUACAGAAUUGGUGUUUGUCUUCAGUUUUGGAGGAAUACAAGCUUUAUGCAGGCGAAAAAUCAAGAGAAAUGGAUUUGAAAUUUUUAGAGACGUAUGAUGUCACAUACCUAAGACAGUGUCUUCAUAGCAUCAUUUAUCAGUAUCAUGGAUACGGUUUUAAGAAGAGACGUUUGCUCUACACAGAAGAUGUUCAGCAUAAACCACGAAUCAGCUCUGUUUAGGCCAAAUCAUCGUCCUUAUAACAGACUUGUCGUGCAUUCAUUGUUUUUUUUCUUUUUUGACCCAGCAACGUUUUUUCCUUUCAUUCUGGUAGGACAUUGUGUAGUGUUGGUUCAAAUAUAAAAACCUCAACAACAUUUAUAUUGGUUUCUUACUCAGUUUCGUUGAGGGAACUUAUCUAGUGUUUUAGAAAGAUAUAUACGUGUACAUAGUAUCGCUUAUAGGGAAGAAAUAGCACGAAAAGUAUUAGUUGGCUAUGCUAUAGUCCCGAGAGCAACCGUCUGUAAAUUAGGACUCCAUGUCUGUCAAAUGUUUGAUCCUGUAAUUCGUGAGCAAUAUUCUGAUGUAAUAUUCUGCAUUGCUGGAAUAGAAAGAAAAAUUGAAAUCA